CAACACUCCGCUGUAGCAUUAUAACCCAAUGAAUUCAAUGCCGGGUUGCCCAGCUUGGCGAUUCCCGAGAGGGUAUCCCGUGUUUAACUCCUGGCAGCGGAAACCUUUUUUCAAUUUUAUUUCUUUUGUCUUCUAACAACUUUUCGAACUCUUACAAGGUCUAGGCCGUCUAGCAAUUAGGAGGGGCCGCUAGCGAAUUAGUUAAAGUGCCUUCCAAAGUCAGAAGUUUACCUGUGAUUAUUUGCACUUCUCCCAGGGAAAAGAAAUUAAAGCUCAUCAUAUUCGCUCGCUACUAAUCUAGCUGAGACAUCUUUGAUCGUUCCAGGGGUGAAGAAUGUGGUUGAUUCAUUCUGGGAUGGUCAAAGAGAGCCAAUUUUAAUUUGAGGCUGGAAGUGGAAUGAGCAUGCUCAAAAUUUGCAGGAUCCGAAAAAGUUCUGCCAGGCAAAGAGCUGGUCAUGCUGAAAGAACUGGACUUGCGGUAUGUUGGUUAAGGUACCUAAAACAUAGCGUGUUCCUCAACCAGUCAAAUGUAAUCUCUCUCUCUCUCUCUCUUUCUUCCUGAAACAAAAACUACCACAUCGGUAGUGAAAUGGGUAAGGGAGUCGAUGCCAUGGUAUAAACAAGGAAGCGAGACUGAGUUUGAAACCAUGAUCCUUCAGGCAGUAAGCGGGGCAUGAUGAGUGGGUCAGUCUCGCAAAUUUGUGCGAGAUGGGUGUCCAGUCCAAAGCCUGGUUACGACAAUUUGGACACCCCAAUUUGUACCUAUCUGAUCCCCAAUGUCUUACAAAAAACUUGAAGUAAAAAGGAGGCCCAAUAGCCCAGUUGUAAUUGGGGUCCAGUCCAAACCCUGAUUAUUAUAAUUUGGGCAACCCAAUUUUGUACCUAUCUGAUUACCCAUCAUUGCCUUAGAAAAGCUUGAAUCCAAAGUUGAGGCCCAAAAGCCCAGUUGUGGCACUUCUGCUGCCCUCCAGUAGUGUUCGUAGAUCGCCGUUUGGAGUUGAUUGGCAAUAUUUGGAGUUUAGGAGAUUGACUAAGAUAAAGUGUUAAAGAUGAGGGACUUCGGACUCAGCAAGUGUUGAGUAUAUGACAAACUUAUAUUUGAAGGGUUGAUGGGAAAGGGGGGUGUUAAGUGUUAACACAAUCAAGAAAAAGAAGAGUUAAUAGGGAAACAAGAUACAUACGGAGGAAUGAGGAUUGGUUUGAUUGUUGUGAUUGUUUAUGGAAAAAAUGGUAUACGUUUAUUCAUUUACAAUUACAAUGUACUGUUUUUGUUGGUUUUUAAUGAUACACGAUGCAUGGAUUGUUUCUUGUUAUGAUAUGAUAAAUUUAGGGAUGACAAUUUCGAUCUGACCCGUUUUACCCGAUCUGUUUGGCUUGUAUCCGCCCCGCCCCGGCAUGAGUAUCUCUCAUCGAUCUGACCUGCCCCGCCUCGCCUCAUUCUUGACUCGUUCUUGCCUAAAUUACAUGUAAUAUUAGUCAUAUUAUUUAGGAUUUUCCUCUUUUUACCUCAUAUUUUAGCUAUUAUAAACUUGUAAAUAAGUGAUAACCUUAAUUUCUCCAAUAAUUUAACUACAUUUCAUCAUAUCAUGGUGUCUUUCUUGAUCUUUUAAUGAAAAUAAUGAAUAUUUUUAAUGUUUUUCACAUAAAUUAGAUACUCAUUGAGUCGACCUGUCCUGACCCACGCCCCGUGAUAAAUUACCCGACCUGCCACGAGGCGGGUAUGAGUAUCGAGAUACCCGCCGCGGACCUGCCCAUUGUCAUUCCUACAUAGGAACAAUCAUUUUAAAGGUGAGAUUGUUUCCUCUUUUCCCUUAAGAUUUUACAUCAUAUAAUUUGUUUUAUGUUGAAAAGGAUGCGAUAAAGUGACAUCUUUAUUAAAAAUAACUUCGUCCUUUUAAAGUCUAAAGAUAAUAAACAAAUAAACCAAAUAUUGUAAUCUUACAUUGUAAAACUCCUAUGUGUAUUGUCCUCGUAGUAACACUAAGUAUUAUUAUGCUUAUCCUAUCCAAAAAUGGAUUUAUUAAUUUAAUUGCUCCUCAUUCUUAUCCUCACAACCACUCCAUUAUUAAAAUUAGGCCAUUUUAGGAUUAACUAUUACCACAAUACCUAACUUUUAAUUACAUCCUUGCCCCCUCCAUGCUUCUCUAUCCAUUUCUGCCAAACUUAAGUUGUCCUCCACCAUACCGUUUAUUUUAUAGGCACCAUACCGUAUUUUAUUGUGACAUUUAUGAUGGUACAAGGACUUUGCGGUAGAGGUUUUCCCAGUUUGUUGCUUCAUAACAAAUCUCAAAUUUGAAAUUAACUUUUAAAAUGCGUGUUAUUAUCUUUUACUUUUCACGGUGCAAAAAUUAUCAACUUCACCCUAAUCUAAAAUACUAUAGCUCUUUUAUUUUUGAAUAAGAAUAGAAACUAGACAUAUUCAAUAAAUCACCUCAAUUAACCCGUAGAGCCAACAAUAGAGAAGAAAGAAUUGUAGCUUUGAUCAACAUCAAUCAUGUUUCUAAUUAUGGAAGAUGUGAAGGAAAUUGAUUAAAAUUUUCUUUUCCUCCAAGCAACUAUGGCGCAAGAUACCUUUCUUUCAUCAUGACAGACAAUCGGUAUCAAAUUGGAAGCACUCGAUUGUCCAACCCCGCACGACAAUAAUUUUCAGUUUUUUUUUCCUCUCUCAGUAGUAAAGGGGAAGCAAUCCCAUCAAUUUUCUUUUUCUCCAAACGCCAUCUCACAAGGCAAGAACAUCAAUCCAACCCCACAAUCUUCCCUUCCCUUCCCUUCCCACCACCAACUCCCUCUUCAUUUCUUUCUCGCCGGCCAACUGCCGAAACCUCUCUCUCUCUCUCUCCGUUUUUGGGUAUUUUCAUCAUUAUCACCAUGGCUGCUGGAUGGGCAACCGGCCGCCAGAUGGGUUCCUUGCCCUCUACUCCUACUACGAAAUCAGGCGGAGCUGGCGGUGAUGGUGGGAUGGAGUUGAUCCAGAACUGCGAUCUCCCUCCGCCUUCCAAGCUAUUCCACGGCUCCGAUCACGAGCUCGUCGUUUCCUCGAUGAACCGCGUUUUCGCGAUGAUGGGGCGGCGAGAACAAGUAGGCGACGACGACGAGGGCGAGAAGAAAUUGGAGCUCCUGAAAGCGGUCAGAUUGUCGCAGACGCGGGCCAGAGAAGCCGAGAAGAGAUCCGACAGCCUGGGGAAGGAGAAGGAGUGCCUGUCCAAUGCCCUGUUGGGCCAGUCCUUGCAGCUGUCUGCGUAUCGCCGAUGGGCCAGACUGCUCGAGGCCCAUAUUCUCAAGCUCGAAGCAGAGCUGAAAGAUGGCGCCACCAAGUCCUGCUGCAGGUGCACUAGUGGUGGGGAUGAUGAUGGUGCAGGGGAGAGAAUGCCGUGGUUGGUCGCCAUUGCUUUCUGUUUUGGUGCCGGAAUUGUGCUUGGUUUCGCCUACUGGUUUUGAGACAAUACCCUAGUGUUACAGAAACAUACAUGUAAACCAUUAAUGAGAAGCUAUUUUGCAACUUGCUUUUACUGUACAUUACAUAUACCUCUUUAGAAAUCCAGCAAAAUCACUGGAGGCGAAUGACGGAUUGUUGAAAUAACUUGACUGAUUCUAC
Molecule: messenger RNA, 3595 nt
Organism: Linum trigynum
Lineage: Eukaryota; Viridiplantae; Streptophyta; Magnoliopsida; Malpighiales; Linaceae
Source: the annotation of a GenBank genome assembly